Anas platyrhynchos (mallard) is the source of this 1470-nucleotide messenger RNA. The record is from RefSeq and is a predicted model, not a curated record. Lineage: Eukaryota; Metazoa; Chordata; Aves; Anseriformes; Anatidae.
AGGGGGGUGGUGGUGGAAGGAGGCGCGGCUCGGGGGGCUUCGCCAUCGUCCCCCCUCGUCCCUCCGCCCCGCUGGGGGCCGCAGGAGGAGGAGGAGGAGGAGGAGGAGGGAGGCAGCGGACCCCGGGCGGGCGUGUGCGGGGCAGCGGCGGAGGCGGCGCCAGCGGCGGGCAGGGGGGCGGAGCGGCGGAGGCUGCGCAGCUGCCGGCGCCCUUUAAGCCGCGCCGCCCGCCCGCCCGCCCCGGUGUCUGUGCCGCCGCCGAGCCGCGCGGGCAGGAGCCGCCGUUGGGGACGCGCCUUCCUCUUCCUCCUCCUCCUCCUCAUCUUCCUCCCUUCUCCGCGCACCGCCGCCCCUCUUCCUCCCCGCUCCCCCUCCGCAUCCCCGCUCCUCCUCUUCAUCCUCUUCCUCCUCCUCCUCCUCGCGCCGCCGCCGAGCCCUGCGAUGCCCCGCUAUGAACUGGCUUUGAUCCUGAAAGCCAUGCAACGGCAGGUAGCCUGCAGUUUGAAAAGGACAGACAACACGCUCGAGGGGUUGAAUGUUGUACAGGCCUGCUCAAGGUGUGAAAUCGCGGAGAGAUCAGGUGUUGAGCCUGGCAGUCUGGAUUUCUCCUGUGAUAAUUGCCUGAGCACCACGAAGGCUUCUGCAACUGAAGCAUGCACAGCAGGAGAAGAGUUGAAUGGCAGAUCCUGUUGCUUUCCAAGUCCUGAGACCGCAGCUGUGCUGAAGCGCACUGUUGAGGCUCUCAUGGAGAAUGGAGCUGUUGUGAGGAACCUCGAAAACCUGGGAGAAAGGGCUCUGCCAUACAAAAUCUCCAAGCACAAGCAGCGCCACAGAAGAGGAGGGUAUUUUUUGGUAGACUUAGAGGCCCCACCUUCGAUUGUAUCGACCAUGAUGGAUCAUUUAGGACGUGAUAUUGAUGUAAUUAGACGUGCUUUUAUAAAACAUCCCGUGUCAAAGACAGAAGAAUGCAGUGGCAUAGUCCCAGUCAGCUUUGAAGACAAACUAACUGCCAAGAAGAAAUGAAUCUUUUUAAAUUGCAUGUUUGAAACUUUUAGAAGAUUUUUUUUAGUCCUGCUUUUGAAUACAAUUGUGAUAACUAAUGUCCAUCAAAAAUUAUCAAUUUUAGCCAUAUUAUGUUUGGUAUAGUACACUAUCUUAAGUUAUUGUAACAUUUGAGGUUUCUUUUUUGUUUAAAAUAACUUGAGUAGACUUAAUCUGUUUGCUUAUUUUGAUAUACAACUCUGAAAAUUGAUUUUCUUUUCCCUUAGAGCAUUACAUUGAUAAGAUUUAUCCAUCAUCAGAAUGCUCAAAAUAGCAUUCUUUUCCAAAGACAGAUUACUUAAGAAUGUAUAUUUACAUAAGAGAUUAAGAAGCCUACGGUGUAAUAUAGCAGUAUAGUAUGUGAUCUGUUUGAGGAUUUUUCUGCUUGCUUUUGGAAAAAAGGUAAUAAAAGUGUGCUUAAAAAUAAAA